GUGUCAUCUUCGAGGCCAUACCCUUUCCAACGGAUUAAGUAUUGGACCCUUUCCAACAGAUUAAGUAUGGUUGUUUUCCAUGAUGAAGUCGAGAAUCCAAGACCCUAUGGACUUCAUAUUCAAUUUCUCCAUCAACCAGAACUGGUUGUUGUUUAUCUCUUG
This is a messenger RNA of Pelobates cultripes (western spadefoot toad), 162 nucleotides long. The record is from the annotation of a GenBank genome assembly. NCBI's taxonomy places the organism in Eukaryota, Metazoa, Chordata, Amphibia, Anura, Pelobatidae.